Molecule: messenger RNA, 3398 nt
Organism: Malania oleifera
Lineage: Eukaryota; Viridiplantae; Streptophyta; Magnoliopsida; Santalales; Ximeniaceae
Product: TSL-kinase interacting protein 1
Exons: 14
Coding region: 441-2846 (801 amino acids)
Biological process (GO): pattern specification process
Cellular component (GO): nucleus
Molecular function (GO): chromatin binding
Source: RefSeq, a predicted model, not a curated record
GAAAUAGAAGGGAAGGGGAAUUGUGAAUUACACGCUUGGGCUUGGAGGUUCCAGGAAGGUUUUUCAUUUUCUUCAUUCUUCUUGGUGGGGCGUGGAAGAGGAAGCGGAUGGUUGUUCUCAAUCUGUGAUGAAUCCCAGUUGCAAAAUUUCCUCACCAGACGCAGAGAGACAACAAAAAACCGAGCGAGAGAGAGGUCGGAGAAAGAAGACUAUAGAAGGAACUUGGAACCGAGGAAGGACUGUGAAGCUUGCUGUAUUGGGACAAAAAAGCCCUAGCUCUCUGUGACCGUGACUCGACCCCUGUGUUUGGGAAGGGGAAGACGUGAAGAAUUUCAGGAUUAUGAAGUUUCGAAUUUUCACCAGUUUGAGGGUCAGAGGGAGUAAGGUGGCAGUGGAAGCUGAAAAGCUUGAGAAUCUAGUUUUUUUGUGAUGUCUUUAAAAUGCAGACAGAAUCACAGGUCUCCUUAGGUUGUGAGGCUUGCCUUCAACCUGAGAAUAUUUCAAUUAAGGAUGGAGAUCCUACUGCAACAUCAUCCGCCAUAAAUUAUGUUGUUCCACAGCAGCCUGCAAAAAAACAAACUCGACAAUGGGCUGCUUGGACACGUCAAGAGGAGGAAAGUUUCUUCACUGCAUUACGUCAAGUUGGCAAGAAUUUUGAAAAGAUCACUUGUCGCGUCCAAAGCAAAAAUAAGGAUCAGGUCAGACAUUAUUACUAUCGUCUUGUGAGACGUAUGAACAAGCUGUUGGGUCCAGGAUUUUGUCUGGAUGCGAAGAAUUCAAAAGAUACUAAUGCUGCAAUGCUUCGAUGGUGGUCUUUGUUGGAAAAGUAUAGCUGCAAAGCUUCAAAGCUUCACUUGAAGCCCCGAAGGUUUAAAAUAUUUAUAGAGGCCUUGGAGCACCAACUCUUGAAAGACCGGAAGAAGAAUAAAAGAAAACGACGUUCUGCGGGGGAGAACUGUCCUCCCUCAGUUGCAGCAAAUGCCUCAAAUCAUAGUAGGGCAACAGGGCAUGAUCCUUGUGCUGUUAAACUGGUUCUUGUUGAUAGUCAAAACAUUCAAAAAUUAGGACCUGGAAAAGGAUCUUCAUUGAGGCGCAAUGUGAAUGUAGGCAUUAAUCGUAACAACAAAGGAGACUCAUCAGCCGUGAAAACAGGAAGAAGACGACGGAAACCAGGCCCUGUCUCAUCAGCUGCAUAUAAAAGAUGGGAAAAAGCUGCAAUUGCUGGGGUUUCCUUGGUUGCUGAUGCUGCUGAACAUUUGGAACGGACAGCCACUGAUAAAGAAGUGGAACAUGACCAAUGUACACUGGCACAGAAGGGUUUUGACCCUGUUGCAAAAGCUAUGCUCUCUUUGCCUUUUUCAAACAAUCUUUUUACUGGGAACAAUGUGCAAACAUCCAUGAAACUUAAGCUCCAGUUAUUUCCAAUUGAUGAAGGUACUCGAAGGGCCUUGGAAAUGGAUAAGCAUAAUCCACACCUGGAACUCACUUUAAGUGUUCGAAAGAAGAUAUCAUCAGUUUUGGACCACCUCAGCCGCAAAUGGGGCAAUUCCAGCAUAGCGUCUGGGGAGCUUAUGCUUUUUCCUUACAGUGUUCAAAGGGAAAACCUGGUGGGUUAUCCAAGAUGGACUCAAGACUCUAUUGCGAGUGCAGCAGAUGUUCAUGUGAUGAUUGGAAGCCCUCCAAUUUUCCGCUUGAGGUAUGGUUGGUUUUCCAUUACUGAUGUUGGGUAUGUUAACUUGCAAUCCACUUUCGCAUCUUGCUUCACUCCGGGAGAGCAUACUAUGAACAUAAAUUAUUGUAAGGCGCCAACUGUGGAUUCUAUACCAGUAUCUGCACCACCAACUGAUCAUCGAUUAGAGAAACCUAUGGAUUCAUGCAGGGAUCAAGCAACUAUAGUGGCAAAAAAAGUUACUGCCUCCCCUUCCACUGGUGUCCCAGAUGAGAUGAUUGGGAACAUUAGUAUGGAUCCCAACAAAGUAUGUGUGGAUAGCUCUGAUUCUGCAGAAAAUAUAUCUUGUCAGACAAAAGUAGCUGGUGUUAGGAGUAUCACAAGACAAAUGGAAGAUGCGGAUGAUAUGCGAAAAAGCAAUGCCCCUGCACUCUCAGCUGGGGAGUGGGCUGAUAGCCUUACCAACAUAAGCGUUGGAGAUCUACUUUCAGAAGUGUCCCGUGAAAUGGAUGCCAACUGUGUUGAGCCACCUCUUCCUGGAGGUUCUCUGUGUCUUCAGCAGCUCCCAUUCAGCUGUGAUUCAUUUGAUGCUGCUAUAGCUGCUCAUAUAUCCAGGCAGCAAGAAAAAACAGGCUGCCAGUCAGCUUUGGUAUCCCAUGCAUCUUCCAUUUGGGAUGCUGAAGAAACAUGUGAUGCUUUUUCAUUCCAGAAGAAUUCUGUUAUUCAUAAGGAGGGUCCAAGUUUGUCCAGGUUUGCUUCUUUGGAGGCUUGCAAACAGAUUGCCAGAACAAGUUCUGUGGGCUCAGGCACUGAGAUUAAGGACUUACCUGAAGCAGAGAGGACAGCAAAUGAUCCUGCUGGGGAAGGUUUGAAGGAGGGAUGCCAUUCUGAUCCUCUUAACCUAGAUAAUGCUGCAAAGGAUCUCAGUGGGCUUACAGAUAUAUAUUGGCCGGACUCUCUGGGGUUGUUAGAUUUGGAUAUACCUUGCUCUAGAUACCACAGUGAUGACAUGAUCUUAAGCGAUAGCCUUAGUGGUUUGAACCGUCUGAUAGCCAGCAGCCUGGAUGCAUUUCAGAAUUGCUCUUUCUUUGGGCUAGACAAGAAAGAAUUGGCAUCAACUGUUGAGGAUCGAGAAACUGCUUCAUUUUCAGAUUUUAAAAUUGGCAGUGGUGUUUGACAUAUCACCAAUGUGAAAGUUGGGAUUGUUAGAUUUGUCAGUCCAAGAAGAUGAGCUUUGUUGUUGGAACUAGUUCGUGGGACCAUUUUCCCAGGUUCAGCGACUGAUGGGCGUUGAAUUGGGCUGGUGCAAACACCGAAUUUCGGCUUUGCACGACACUGAUCUCUGCAUCUCUGAGCCCCGUCUGUACAAAAGUAGGCGUGAAGCUCAAGAUUUAGGUCCCAGCUUCUGAUAUAUUUGUCACUCGUGUGUAAAUCUUAAAAAGUUUCCUAUGUUUCAAUGCAGAGUUACCGGGGAUGAUGAGUAGCUUUAUCAUCUGAAUACAACUUGGCCAUCUGCACAGCGUAAAAAUGCUAACAAAGGUUGUAUUGUAAAAUGGGUUUGAAUGCUCACUCUAUCCCUAAUUAAACCGACACUCGAGGGGUACUACAGUGGCUUGUUUUUGGGCAAGCAUUCUGAACAUAGUUUCCAACCUACUGCUUUGCAAUUCAUGAAAAAAAGAUGUGUUUGCAUUUUUUAAAGGUACUUGUAUCUAAUAAAUGGUUUUAUUUC